Molecule: messenger RNA, 1664 nt
Organism: Pararge aegeria (speckled wood butterfly)
Lineage: Eukaryota; Metazoa; Arthropoda; Insecta; Lepidoptera; Nymphalidae
Gene: Fdh
Product: alcohol dehydrogenase class-3
Exons: 2
Coding region: 424-1554 (376 amino acids)
Biological process (GO): formaldehyde catabolic process
Cellular component (GO): cytosol
Molecular function (GO): zinc ion binding; S-(hydroxymethyl)glutathione dehydrogenase [NAD(P)+] activity
Source: RefSeq, a predicted model, not a curated record
CAUUUGGUUUCAUUUUCAAGGUCCUUUGCGGUUAUUCGUCAUUUCGGUCCGGUCAAGAUCAAUUAAACUACCAAGACGUCAAGAUCAAUUAAACUACCAAGAUAAUAGGUGUUUUGAAAUAAUUAACAUAAAGUUUAGAAUUCCAUUUACGUAUUAGCGAGUUCCAUCGUUGUGGGUUUGAAGUUGAAAAUUUUUAUAGCUCUGUCUUGCACAUAUGUUUCCUUAUUUCCCAUCUCAUCUUGCAUCAUUGAAUGAUGUAACGAACGUAUAAAGUUUGUGGUAGGUACUUCUUAAUACGAUUCAGUUUUGGUUUUAUUAUUAUUUGAAUGUCAAUGUUAUCUUUAUUCUUUAUUUAUCAAGGGUAUUGAUAAGUUGAUUAGUUACAUUUUAUUCUUAUUACUAUUACGUGUAGCAAGCCAGAAAAUGUCUACAGCCGGUCAAGUUAUAAAAUGCAAAGCUGCAGUGGCCUGGGAAGCCGGAAAACCUUUAUCCAUCGAAGAAAUCGAAGUGGAUCCACCGAAAGCUGGCGAAGUUAGAGUCAAGAUACUUGCAACCGGUGUAUGUCAUACCGAUGCUUAUACUUUAUCGGGUAAAGACCCAGAGGGGGUCUUUCCAGUUAUUCUAGGCCAUGAAGGUGGUGGUAUCGUAGAAAGUAUCGGAGAAGGUGUUUCAACGGUGAAGCCAGGUGAUCAUGUUUUGCCAUUGUAUGUCCCUCAGUGCAAAACAUGCAAGUUUUGCCUCAACCCAAAAACUAACCUUUGUCAAAAGGUACGUGUCACUCAAGGUCAGGGUGUGAUGCCAGACGGUACAAAACGAUUCCGCUGCAAAGGUCAAGAACUGUUUCACUUCAUGGGAUGCUCCACAUUCAGUGAAUAUACAGUGGUUCUAGAAAUUUCCUUGUGUAAGAUUGCAGAUGUUGCUCCGUUGGAUAAGGUAUGCUUGCUAGGAUGUGGUAUUACAACUGGUUAUGGAGCUGCCCUGAACACAGCAAAAGUUGAAGCCGGGUCCAACUGUGCUAUAUUUGGCUUGGGGGCUGUGGGUCUGGCUGUUGCUCUAGGCUGCAGAGUGUCUGGUGCAAAACGCAUAAUUGGUGUGGAUAUUAACCCAGAUAAAUUUGAAAUAGCCAAGAAAUUUGGUGUUACCGAGUUUGUCAACCCUAAGGAUUACGAUAAACCUAUACAGCAGGUCCUUGUUGAUUUGACUGAUGGGGGAUUGGAUUACACUUUUGAAUGUAUCGGCAAUGUAAACACUAUGCGUGCAGCUUUAGAAGCAGCUCACAAAGGUUGGGGAGAGUCUAUAAUCAUUGGAGUUGCUGGUGCUGGAGAGGAAAUCAGUACACGUCCAUUCCAACUAGUGACCGGCAGAGUUUGGAAAGGCACAGCCUUUGGAGGGUACAAAAGCAGAGACAGCGUUCCUAAAUUAGUAGACGAUUACCUCAACAACAAACUACCUCUGGAUGAUUUUGUUACCCAUAAAGUACCAUUGGAUGAAAUUAAUGAAGCAUUUCAUUUGAUGCAUAUUGGAAAGGCUAUUCGUGCGGUUAUUGAGUUCUAGAAUUAGGAACUGUUUUGGGUUAUAUAAUGACAUAACUAUUAAGCAUUUAACAAUUUGUAUAUUAUGUAAAUUUAUUCAAAGUUUGUAUUACAUCUUUUGUCUAUAAAAUA